UUUAGAGAAAUAUAUUUGUUGGUAAAUGAAAAAUCUCGUGAAAAAGACAAAGAAACUGUAAUUACAGUUGUGCAACAUGAAUUAUCGCAUCAGUGGUUUGGUAAUCUCGUAACAUGUUCUUGGUGGAGUUAUUUAUGGCUAAAUGAGGCUUUUGCUACAUUAUUCGAAUAUUUUGCUGUUCAAGCGGCAGAACCAAACUGGCGUAUAGGAGAUAUGUUUGUCAUUGAACAACAUCAGACUGCUUUAGCCUAUGAUCAUAGACCAAAACAUCCAUUGACAGCUUCGGUUAAUACACCAAAAGAAAUUAUUGAAAUUUUUGAUACUAUUACAUAUAGCAAAGGAGCGUCAAUACUAAGAAUGUUAAAACAUUCAUUGGAUGAUGAUAUAUUUAGAUCAUCUUUAUCGUUGUACUUAAAUAAUAAUAAGUUUACAAGUGUAGAACCAAAACAUUUAUGGAAUUCAUUCGAUAACGUAAUAUUUGAAGCUAGUUAUAAAUCAGGAUUAUUAGGAGAUAAAGUAACAAUUGAAGACUAUAUGAACUCAUGGACCAAUCAAGCUGGAUAUCCAGUUAUCUAUGUUGAAACGAUUAAUGACAAUCUAGUUAUAACCCAAAAACGGUUUCAAGUCGACUUUCCUAGAGUAGAUGAUAACACUUUGUGGUAUAUUGGUUUAUCUUAUACUACUGAAAAAAACAAACAAUUUCACUUUCUUCAACCAACCGUUUGGAUGAAAAAUACAGAAAACAAAAUAACAAUACCACGUUCAGAAAAUUCAGGAUGGGUGAUAUUUAAUCUUCAAUCGUCGGGUUUUUAUAGAGUUAAUUAUGACACAAAGAACUGGGAUUUAAUUAUCGCCCAGAUGAAAAAUGACCCAAAAGAAAUACAUGUCCUUAACAGAGCUCAACUCGUUGAUGACGCGUUCAAUUUAGCGAGAGCUGGUGAAUUGUCAUACUCUGUGCCACUUACUUUAGUAUCAUAUUUAGUCAAAGAAGAUGAUUUCAUUCCGAUGUAUUCAGUGAUGAAUAGCAUGUCAUACCUUGUAAAACGGUUUAGACGUUGUCCAACCACAGGACGUCAAAUAAAGGAAUUAGUAAAAAAAUAUGCGGAAAUAGCUUAUGAAAAAGUGAAAUACUUAUAUGAAAUAAAUGAUGGUAAACACUUAACAAAAACAAGUAUGAACGCAAUUUCUAAUUGGGCAUGCAAAUUAGAAGUUGAAUCGUGUGUUAAAUCAGCUUCAAACUAUUUCAAUGCGUGGCAGGAAAAUAGUACAAAAAUACCAUCAGAUGUAAAAGAUGCGGCAUUCUGUAUUGGUGUCAAAAAUGGAACUCAAGACACAUGGAACACUGUAUUUCAGUUAUACUUGAAAACAUCAUCAACUUCAGAAAAACGAUCUGCAUUGCUAGCACUAGCUUGCAGUACAGAUAGCAAAAUACUGUCCAACUAUUUAAGUCUUCUAUUAAAUGAUGAUUGUCCAAUACGUACACAAGAUUUCUUAACAGUAUUUGCCACACUAGUAUCAACACCAACUGGAAUUAAUGUAACAACAGAAUUUUUACAAAACAAUAUCAAUAAAUCCAUCGUUAAAAUGUGGAAAGGUGAAGAAAUGAUUGCAGACAUGUUUGACAUGUUAGCUUCCGCUGUUGCAACCAAUGUAGAAAUUGAUGAGCUUAAGGCGAUCAAAAACCUUGAUUAUUUAUCACCAGCAUUAAAAACUGCAUUUAAUGAAUCAUACAAAGAAGUUGAACUUAAUUCUAACUAUUUCGAAAGGAGUCAUCCACUAUUGCACAAAUGGUUCAAUCCAAAUGAAGACAGAUCGGCCCAAUCCAGUGCUAUUUCAAAUUUAUACUUGCCUUUUAAUUUUAUUAUUCUUUCUUUGUUUUCAAUAGUAAUACUAUUGAAAAACAAUAUACAUUAUACUGUUUACUUAUAAUAAAUAAAUAAAGUUAAUAAAAUAAAAACUAUCAA
Messenger RNA from Sipha flava (yellow sugarcane aphid), 1964 nucleotides. Its product is annotated as aminopeptidase N-like. Gene Ontology annotation, molecular function: metalloaminopeptidase activity; peptide binding; zinc ion binding. The annotation marks the transcript as partial. The record is from RefSeq and is a predicted model, not a curated record. Gene Ontology annotation, cellular component: cytoplasm. NCBI's taxonomy places the organism in Eukaryota, Metazoa, Arthropoda, Insecta, Hemiptera, Aphididae. The transcript is spliced from 9 exons. Gene Ontology annotation, biological process: peptide catabolic process; proteolysis.